This is a messenger RNA of Ornithodoros turicata, 3402 nucleotides long. RefSeq lists its product as uncharacterized. The transcript is spliced from 2 exons. Bases 1 to 3402 code for a protein of 1133 amino acids. Lineage: Eukaryota; Metazoa; Arthropoda; Arachnida; Ixodida; Argasidae. The record is from RefSeq and is a predicted model, not a curated record.
AUGGACAAGUUGAAGAGAGACAGGAAAUUUUUACGCUCACAAGCAACAAGAUUGAGGAACGAUAUCGACGAGAAAUUGGAAGCUGCCGGUACAACCGCGCAAGAAAUUGCUAUACUAAGAGAGAAGCUCCAAGAUAUUUCCAGAGAUUUGAAGGCUGUUGACAGCGAGCUCAAGGAUAAAUUCUCUGACGAAGAAUAUGAACGCGAGAUGACUGCCACGACCGAAUACCGCCAUCAGAUUUUGGAGACCAUCACUCGCAUAGAUCUGCGCUCCCAAGUAGUUUCGACGGGCGCGUCGACUUCGGUGGCUUUGAACCCCAGCCCUGUUCCAGCUGCUUCUGUCCAUAGGGACAAUAAGAUAAAGCUGCCAAAAUUAGAGCUCCCGAAGUUCCAUGGCGCCAUAGACGCAUGGCUUCCUUUUUGGACACGUUAUGAAGUUGCAGUACACCACAACAACGCGCUUACCGCCACUGAAAAGUUCUGUUACUUGACGUCUCUGUUAACUGGGAACGCUGCUGAUCUCAUCCGUGGAUUAAAUUUGAAUGAGGGCUGCUAUAACGAGGCAAUUGAACUUCUCAAGAAGGAAUAUGGAUCAUCCACACGCAUAGCUGAUGAGCACAUAAGGAAGCUGACAAACAUGGUCCCAGUCACGGAUCCUGCAGAUAUUUCGAAACUGCGGCAAUUCUAUAAUGAAAUUCAAUCCCGGGCACGAAGCCUUCAGGUUUUGGGCAUAUCAACCGAUGGCUACAGCGCACUACUUAGACCCAUCAUUUUAAGCAAGCUGCCCCAAGACAUGGUCAUUGAACAUCAGGAACGACAAGAAUUUAAUGACAGUACUCGCGGUGCAGAUGUGGCCAGUGGCAGUGCGUUACACCUUUACAGCCAGGACUUCCAGGACCUGAUGGACUACUUGCGAGUAAAAAUAGUGUCCAAGGAACAUGCAUUAGGGUAUACCAGUGAGGAGAAGCACGAAGGGAAACCGAAUAUUCGUAAGGUCAAAACCACCGAUAUGCCAACGGCCUCUGCUCUUUUAAACGCCAACAAUGCACGGACACCAAAUAAUGCAAAUCAUGAAUCGUGUUUAUUUUGCAAGUCAGAUCAACAUCGGACGGUCACUUGCGACAGCGAUAUCCCACUACAGGAGAAGAAGCGCCUAUUAAUUGAAGCAAGAUGCUGUUUAAAAUGUACGAGACGAAAUCACAUUGCUAGUCGCUGUCAGUCGUACAUCAGGUGUCGCAAGUGCAGCCGAAGACACGCUACGAGCCUCUGUGACCCAGACUACAUACGCAAUAGGAGUACCCAGCAAGUACAAGUCAACACUGUUCCGGUCGACCCCCCGGGAGAGGUGGUUUUAGCAGCCUCCGCAGUUCCCUCUAAACAGUCAAGCACGAUAAUUCUAGGCACAAUAAUGGCAUGCGCGAAGGGACCUGAAAACACAUGCUGGGUACGCGUUCUGUUUGACAGCGGUAGCCAACGCCGUUUCAUCACCGAAGAGCUCGCGAAGCAAUUAGGAUGCCGCUCGCACGGAGUCGAAAAAAUCAGCAUAGGGUCGUUCGGUGGAGCAACAGUCACCAAGGCAUUGAGCAAAACUUCGGUCAAGCUGCAAACUACACAGGGCACUGCCGUAGAAAUUGACGUCCUGCAAACGCAGCAAAUAUGCGCCAACGUACUUCCUGUCAUCGGUCAAGAGCAUCUCAAGGGCACUUUCCUACUUGAGGAAGCAUCGAAUGUCACCACGGCAGAUCAAGAACUUCCUAUCUCCAUUCUCAUUGGGACCGAUUGGUACUGGAGACUCGUGCAAGAUGACAUCAGGAGAAUUAAUGAUGAUUUAGUCUGUGUCCCCCACCGAAUUAGGAUGGAGCAAGCUGUAAUGCUCUGUGUCCGGCAAGGCCUGCAACGUCAAUGCAUUAACAACAUUUGGGGUCCAGAGGACGAAGGCGAUUACGACGACAAAACCGCAGGAGAGGUAUUGAACAGGUUUAAUAGUACAAUCGUGAACGUCAACGGAAGGUACGAAGUACGGCUACCUUGGAAAGACGACAUAGACCUUGGAACAAAUGAACGAAACGCACGGAAACGACUUAAAGGUUUGACGGACCGUUUACUUCGUACGCCCGACCUGCUCAAGACUUAUGAUGAUGCUAUCCGCAAAUAUCUAAUUGACGGCGUCGCAGAAAAGGUUCCAGAGAACGAAUACAAUCACGAUCAAGUUGAUAGACCAGUGUACUACUUACCUCACCACGCGGUCAUUCGCACGGACCGCAUUACAACGAAAUGUCGUAUCGUGUUUGACGCUUCCGCUCAUGAAACUCAAGAGAUCAGCUUGAACGAGAAUCUUCACAUCGGACCCAAUAUGAACCCGAAUGUAAGCGUUCUCCUACUGAGAUUUAGACUACAUGCUGUUGCUUUUACUGCCAACAUAGAAAAGGCAUUCCUCCAAAUACUCAUCCACAAAAGAGACCGAGAUGCCCUGCGAUUCCUCUGGUAUCAAGCUAUGCCCACAGGAGUGGACGAUAAGAUGGAAAUAUGGCGAAUGACGAGAGUCACGUUCGGGACUGGUCCUAGCACAUUCCUGUUGGCGGCGACAUUGAAGAAACUGCUGAGAGAGUCCGAAGUAGAGUAUCCGGAAACAACAAGACUGUUGAACGAUUGUACGUAUGUCGAUGAUUUUAUAUCUGGUGCUGACUGCGAGGAAGCCGCUAUCAACGUGUACAACCAGGUGAAGAAUAUAAUGCAGAAGGGAAGCAUGAACAUGCGAAAAUGGGCCUCCAACUCAGCACGGCUGAACGCUUUGUACCUGCAGGACCCGGAGGAAGUCUCGCCCUUCGCUGGAGAUUCCCGCGUGAUAAAGGUUCUGGGAAUGAAGUGGGAUACGGAGCAGGACUCCCUCUUCUACAAUGCUACCAACCUUCUUCAAGGUGGAAGGCCUGCUGUAUGGACGAAGAGGAAGGUGUUGCAGACGGCUCAAAGCAUAUACGACCCGCUAGGUUUGAUGUCACCGUAUACGAUCGCUGCAAGGAUCUACAUGCAAAAAAUGUGGCAACAAAGUCUCACUUGGGAUCAACCUAUUCCGGCGGACCUACAGGAGAGUUGGGAAAGGUGGUAUGAAGACUUACAGUACCUUACCGAGAUCAAGAUCAACAGGUACUACGGCAUGUGGACGACGAAUGUAUCGUUGCAUGUUUUCUGUGACGCAAGUUGCAACGCGUAUGGCGCCGUUGCGUACCUGGUUAUUAAAACAUCGGACUCUGCUUCUUCAAACAUAGUGCUGGCAAAGGCCAGGGUAGCACCAGUCAAGAAGCAGACGCUUCCAAGGUUGGAACUCCAAGCCGCUGUUGUAGCUGUGAAAAUUUCAAGAAUGUUGAUGGACGCAUUCCCAGGCAUCAAACAAGUUUUCUUCUAG